AUGGGGAGCCCUGAGCUACAGGAUGUAAAAAGAGCUCUGCUGAACUGGAGCAAUAUCUUCGUGGUCGCUCUUUGGAUUUCUCAGGCCUGCCUGAGCGUGUCGCACAAGAGGGUCUCCAUCGUCAUGAAGGAGUCUCCCUUCGUGUUGACAAUCUUGCAGCCAGUCUGGAUCGCGGUUGCGUUUGGCAUCGUUUGGGCAGCCAUGUGCUUCCAGGGCCAUGCGGAAAAGGAUCUAGACGAGGAAUCGACUGAGACGGAAGACGAGGAGAGUGACAGGAGCGACAGUGCUAAUAGCGAGAAUGCCAAAAGAAAGCCUAGCUUCAGAGUCUGGCAUUCUGCAGUGACAGGUCUGCUCUUUACGACCUACAACUUCUUGGGGUAUAGUGGCGCUCGUGGUCAUCUCGUGUCAGGUCCGCUCAUCCUUUUGCUGCAGCAGACUGUGAUACCACUGACCAUGUUGUUCUCCGUAUGUUUUCUCGGCCGGCGCUACUUCACCACCCACUUCCUCAGCUGUGUAUCCAUCGUUGCUGGUAUCCUGGUGUCGUUUGUUGGCAAGGAGUGGACAGCGAAGUCGAUAGGUGCAGUCUGCUUGCUCCUGGCGCAAGCUUUUCCAGGGGCGCUGUCGACUGUGUUCAUGGAGUUCUCUUUGCAACGAUCACACGUAUCAUUCUGGAAGCUCUGGACAUUAAUCAACAUCUGGGAAGUCGUUGCUUUACCGCCUGUUUGGGUCGCCUCCGUUCCCCUUCAAGGCCUCACAUUUGCGCAGUCACCGCAGAAUCUACUGGAUGGCUUCCAGUGUCUCUUCCUUGGUCAAGGCAGCACAGCUGCAGCUGGCGCAAGUGAUGAAGAGUGCGAAACGCUGGCAUUCCUAUACCCGAUCUUCGUGGUUGCGCUCAUCGCAGUGAAGACUUUGCAGGCAGUCGUUAUUGCCAAGUUCUCGUCAGGCCUGCUGUGGGUGGUUGCAGCUGCGGCCGUGCCAUUGGCCUCACAGGCUUUCACCGUCGGUUGGGUCAUGGGCCCUGAAAAUGUACAGCCGCCUCUGUCCGCCUGGAUUUGGCUUGGAACUGUGUUGGUGGUAGCUGGCAUGGUCCUGUUCCGCGUGAAGGAGGCGGUCAAGUGA
Molecule: messenger RNA, 1119 nt
Organism: Symbiodinium pilosum
Lineage: Eukaryota; Dinophyceae; Suessiales; Symbiodiniaceae
Source: the annotation of a GenBank genome assembly